Lathyrus oleraceus (garden pea) is the source of this 1305-nucleotide messenger RNA. RefSeq lists its product as uncharacterized. Bases 1 to 1305 code for a protein of 434 amino acids. The transcript has a single exon. Lineage: Eukaryota; Viridiplantae; Streptophyta; Magnoliopsida; Fabales; Fabaceae. The record is from RefSeq and is a predicted model, not a curated record.
AUGUCACAACAUCAAGAUACCUUUGCUUCAAAAAUUACUAGGUUUACUCCAAACGUUAGUGCUCCUCCCAUGGGUAUCUCUGAUGAUGAGAUUCUGGAUAUUGCUCCUCUCUCUGUUAUUCCUGGUGCGAACAUUGAUUUGAACCAACCCAUCUCCAUUGAUGCCUCCACUUCUGCAUGUUCCAAUCAAGGUAAUCCCUCUAGUAUUCCUUCUGGUUCAACUCCUGCCACUAACUCUAAGGAAGGAACACACUAUACUGAUCGUGUUAUAAGAGACCUAGUCACUAGGAUUCUUAAUGAAGGCCACCCUGUGAAGGGAGUUUCUACUCCCCUUUCUCAAAUGUACCCCUCUCCUGAGGUUGAACAACAUAGUGGUAAGGAUGACGAUUCUUCCAGUUCUGACAAGGACUUGGCUGCUGAAGGGUUGCGCUCUCUAGGGCAGACCAUGUCUGAAAAAGGGAAAUUUGUGGCUUCUCACACUGUUAAUGCUUCCCACUCUGAGAAGCAUGAUGAUGCAAAUAUUGUGAUUGAUCUAGAGGAUGGUAGCUCUGAUGAUCAAGAGGAAAUCUUGAUUCAUCACAUGAAGCCGAGUGUGGCUAAACGCAUGAAGACUCGCAAAGGAAAAUUUGUGGCUGAACUUAUGUCAGCUAGAAAAGCCAAGAAGACUGCUGGUAUUGGUCCCUCCAAACCAUGGAGCAAAGUUGAAGUAAAGAAGAGGAAGGUCAAAGAUGAUUCUGAGCCUGAAGAGGAUGUUGAGGAAGAUGUCCCUGACAUCUCGCCUGCAAAGAAAACUACUGUUAGGAAGUCUCCUGUUAAAGUCCCUGUUGUUCAUUUGGAUAACAUCUCCUUCCAUCUUGAGGAUGGAGCUGCUAAGUGGAAAUUUGUGAUUCAGAGAAGGGUAGCUGUGGAAAGGGAGUUGGGAAAAGAUGUUGCUGAUGUCAAGGAGGUCAUGGACCUGAUAAAAGUUGUUGGGCUAUUGAAAACUAUUAAUGGGUUCUCUCAAUGCUAUGAAGGUUUAGUUAAGGAAUUUAUUGUUAACAUUCCUGAGGAUAUUUAUGAUAAGAACAUCAAGGAGUUCUGCAAGGUGUAUGUGAGGGGUAAAUGUAUAACAUUCUCUCAUACUAUUAUUAAUAAUUUUCUAGACAGAAAAAUUGAGGGUGCAGGAGAAUUAGAAGUUACAGACAAUCAAGUCUGUAGGGAGAUUACAGCUAGGCAGGUGAAAGUUUGGCCUGUUAAAAAGCAUCUUCCUGCUAGGAAGUUGACUGUCAAGUAUGCUAUCAUGCAUAAAAUAGGAGUUGCCAAUUGA